Plutella xylostella (diamondback moth) is the source of this 1172-nucleotide messenger RNA. It is a transcript of the gene Nubpl, whose product is annotated as NUBP iron-sulfur cluster assembly factor, mitochondrial. Gene Ontology annotation, cellular component: mitochondrion. NCBI's taxonomy places the organism in Eukaryota, Metazoa, Arthropoda, Insecta, Lepidoptera, Plutellidae. Gene Ontology annotation, molecular function: 4 iron, 4 sulfur cluster binding; ATP-dependent FeS chaperone activity; ATP binding. The record is from RefSeq and is a predicted model, not a curated record. Gene Ontology annotation, biological process: mitochondrial respiratory chain complex I assembly; iron-sulfur cluster assembly.
AGCUCUCAAAAAACAAAUCAAAUGUCAAAACAGGAUAGAUGAGCGGAAAUUAUGUUAAAUUUUUAAAUAAUUAAUUAAAUAUUAUAAAUUGUAAUAAAGUAGGUGAAAUAAUGAUCUUACCAAAAGUUAUCCAGGCUGGUCGCAUUCCUGACUACAAUGCUUUCAGACCAUUGAUUUCCACAAUACGCCAGAAGCACAGCAGUAAGAAUGACAUCAACGAUCACAGAGCGAAGAUCAUGGCUCGAGGGCUCCCGGAGAAGAAGCCGCUGCCUGGAGUCAAGAACAUCAUCCUGGUGGCGUCCGGCAAGGGCGGCGUCGGGAAGACCACUACUGCUGUGAACCUAGCCUGUGCAAUGAAAGUGAUAGAGCCGGACAAGGAGAUUGGUCUGCUGGACGCGGACGUGUUCGGCCCCUCGGUGCCGCUCAUGAUGAACAUCAGCGGGGAGCCCAUGCUCAACGACCAGAACCAGAUUGAGCCUCUACUCAACUAUGGUGUUAAGUGCAUGUCAAUGGGCCUGCUAGUGUCCAGCGAGAACGCGGUGGUGUGGCGCGGGCUGAUGGUGAUGCAGGCGCUGGAGCGGCUGACCCGCCACGUGGCGUGGGGGCCGCUGGACUGCCUGGUGGUCGACACGCCGCCCGGCACGGGGGACGCGCAUCUGUCUAUAGCGCAGUCUGUGCCUAUUCGAGGCGCCAUCAUCAUCACAACGCCGCAGUCUGCCGCGCUGCAGGUCAUGCGACGUGGCGUCAAAAUGUUCGAGAAACUCAAAGUACCCAUCAUCGGCAUGGUAGAGAACAUGUCACACGCAACUUGCACCUCCUGUGGCGCCAAGAACUAUGUAUUCGGCACCGAGACUAAGAAAAUGGCGGACCAAAUGGGCAUUGAGAUUAUUCAGUCCUUCGAAGUGGACCAGGACAUGUCUGAGUGCAUAAACAGCGGGAAACCAGCGAUAUACGCCCUUCCCGAUAGCAUACACGCAGAGAAGUACAGACAACUAGCGAAUAGAGUUUACAAGUAUCUUGAGAAUAAGGACUCGGAACAAGAGAUCGAAGAGCAAUAGUGUUGCCAGGUUGAAUAAUUGUGUAGUUGUGAUAUUUUUACUCGUAAGUUAUUUUAUUAUUAUUAUUGAUUAUUAUAAUAAAGAAUCCUCACUCGCAUAUUAUGUAAUGUUAAA